AAGUCUGGACGAGAGUCCGCUGGAGGAGAGUGAGGAGAGAGGAGGAUACAGGAAACCACCAGGAAUCUGCUCAGCUUCAUAGACUCAGCCUCCAGCAACAUCAAACUGGCUUUAGACAAGCCAGUCAAGUCCAAAAGGAAAGUCAACCACCGCAAGUACCUGCAGAAGCAGAUCAAGAGAUGUACAGGCUUCAUCAGUCCAACAGGGAACCCAGCAGCAGCUCCAGGGGCCAACAGGAGAAAAGUCUCUGGCUUUCCCACCCAGACCCAGACCCAGCUUCAGACCCAACUUCAGACCCAACUUCAGACCCAGCCCAGCCCAUUCCAGCAAGGCAAACCCGUCCACAAGCGGGACGGGCUACAGGCCAACCUCCAGACCAAGAGCCUGGCUGCCCUCUUUAACUCUGUCAAGGAGCCUGUCAAGGGGGAGAGAGCCAAGAAGCCUCCCCUGAGGCACCGUAACCUUCCCCCAUCCUUUUUCACUGAGCCGGCCAACACGACCACCUCUCGAGUCACGUCCACCUCGGGCAUGUUCCUGGGUGAUCUGGAACGGGGAGGGGGGAACCCGGACUUCUUUGACCUGCUGGGGCCGGACUACUGUAACAUGCUCAGUGAUCAGGACGUGUUUCAGACUCGCGGCCUGCCCAGUAGGAUCCUCGACCAGGACAUGUUUCAGACUCGGGGCCUGCCCAGUAGGAUCCUCCAGCACCAGCAGACUCAGGACAUAACAGACCAGGUAUCGCCCUCACGACCCUCACCAUCUAGUGGGAGGAUUCUUGUAUACAGAGCCUUGCUGGAUUACCUCUUCUCCUUCUAA
Molecule: messenger RNA, 816 nt
Organism: Oncorhynchus keta (chum salmon)
Lineage: Eukaryota; Metazoa; Chordata; Actinopteri; Salmoniformes; Salmonidae
Product: protein FAM181B-like
Exons: 1
Source: RefSeq, a predicted model, not a curated record